GGGUCCGUCCAUUUGGAACAAGGGGUGGUUUGGUUGCGGGGGGUGUAUCUGGAUGGGGAAGUGCCAGCAGUUCCUAAGUUGAAAAUAAAAAAGAAGAAAGGGGAGGGGGCGAUUGGCGUGUUGCUUUGAUUUGCCCCCGCCAUGUCUGACCAAGCUCUCAGUUUUCUUAAGGACUUUUUGGCUGGUGGUAUAGCUGCAGCUAUUUCCAAAACGGCUGUAGCGCCUAUUGAAAGAGUCAAAUUGCUGCUACAGGUCCAGCAUGCCAGCCAACAGAUCACAGCUGACAAGCAGUAUAAAGGGAUCAUUGACUGUGUGGUAAGGAUCCCGAAGGAGCAGGGCAUCAUUUCCUUCUGGAGAGGAAACUUGGCCAAUGUCAUCCGGUACUUCCCCACCCAGGCCCUCAACUUUGCCUUCAAGGACAAGUACAAGCAGAUCUUCCUUGGGGGUGUGGACAAGCACAAGCAGUUCUGGCGUUACUUUGCAGGCAACCUGGCCUCUGGGGGUGCUGCGGGAGCAACUUCUCUCUGCUUCGUUUACCCUCUGGAUUUUGCCAGGACCAGGCUAGCUGCUGAUGUGGGCAAAGGGCUGAAUGAGAGGCAGUUCACUGGGCUGGGCAACUGUAUUGCCAAGAUCUACAAAUCCGAUGGCCUCAAGGGUCUCUACUUGGGAUUCAAUGUGUCAGUCCAGGGCAUCAUCAUCUACAGAGCUGCUUAUUUUGGCAUCUAUGAUACAGCUAAGGGUAUGAUGCCUGAUCCAAAGAAUGUGCACAUCAUAGUGAGCUGGAUGAUAGCGCAGACUGUUACUGCUGUAGCAGGGCUGACGUCUUACCCUUUUGACACUGUACGACGUAGGAUGAUGAUGCAGUCUGGCAGGAAAGGAGCUGAUAUCAUGUACAAAGGCACAAUUGACUGCUGGAAGAAGAUAGCUAAAGAUGAAGGAGGCAAGGCUUUCUUCAAAGGCGCCUGGUCCAAUGUGCUGAGAGGCAUGGGUGGUGCUUUUGUAUUGGUCUUGUAUGAUGAGAUCAAGAAAUACGUGUAAGACUCAAAUGGCUUGAUCCAAAUGUAUGUUCUCUUUUGUAAGGUAUCUACAUGUGGUUUAACGGGGAGUGAAGUAUUUCCUAGGGAAAUAGAACUGGCUUUCAUGGGUUAAAUCCAGUUCCGAGACCAGGUUGCAGUAUCGUAAGAUAGAUCAGUGGGUUGUUCAUGAGAUCAUAGCCAAACUUUUUUGUAUGGAAAACUAAAGAGGCCUCUGUAUAUAUAAAUAUAUUUGACAAAUAUCCAAUAAUAUAUUCCUAUGUAUAAGUGCGUUUCUUGAAGGCGGCUAGUUACACAUGUGAAUUCAAUAAAUACUAUUUAAGUCAAA
This is a messenger RNA of Rhineura floridana, 1362 nucleotides long. It is a transcript of the gene SLC25A4, whose product is annotated as solute carrier family 25 member 4. NCBI's taxonomy places the organism in Eukaryota, Metazoa, Chordata, Lepidosauria, Squamata, Rhineuridae. The transcript has 4 exons. Gene Ontology annotation, cellular component: mitochondrial inner membrane. The coding region runs from base 142 to 1038 and encodes 298 amino acids. Gene Ontology annotation, biological process: mitochondrial ATP transmembrane transport; mitochondrial ADP transmembrane transport. Gene Ontology annotation, molecular function: ATP:ADP antiporter activity. The record is from RefSeq and is a predicted model, not a curated record.